UGCAUUUCGGUCCAUCGGGGGAAAAAAACAACUUCUUAUAAGAUAGUUUCUCAUAAGGUGCUACAGACAACAAUCAACAUAGUAUUGUCUAGUUCGGUACUGAUUAGUGGUAGGCCUAUUUUCUGUGGCACCUGAAAAAGGACGUCGUUGAAGGACACAGCGUGUCAAAUAUCGUAACACAAAAAAUGGCCUUGUCGAGUGCAGGCCGACACAUUUGGAAGAGCACCACUCUCACUGUGAGGAGACUCCAGUGUCGGCAAACAGCUGUGUACACCGUUGUCCAUGGAUUCAAUGAUGAGGAAAUCCGGGGAAAACUGCGGGCUUUCCAUGGUGGGUCUAUUGAUCUCAUCAAGCAGGAUUCUGGAAUCGCUGUGAUGACUGUGAACAACCCAGCUCGCAUGAAUGCUUUUUCAGGAACCAUGAUGCUUGAGCUGGAGGAAAAGGUGACGCAGCUGGAGGACUGGCCCGAGGGGAAAGGUCUCAUCGUUCAGGGGGCUGCUGGAACCUUUUGCUCUGGUUCCGACCUGAAUGCUGUCAGGGCCAUAUCAAACCCACAGGACGGCAUGAAAAUGUGCAUGUUCAUGCAGAACACAUUGACUCGACUGCUCAGGCUGCCUCUCAUCUCUGUGGCCUUGGUGGAGGGCAAAGCACUGGGAGGAGGAUCAGAGCUCACCACCUCCUGUGACUUCAGAUUGAUGGCGCCAGACAGUGUAAUCCAGUUUGUCCAUAAGCACAUGGGUCUUGUUCCUGGAUGGGGGGGAGCUGCUCGACUAGUCCGCAUCGUGGGCAGUCAGAACGCCCUGAAGCUGCUGGGUGGUGCCAAGAAAGUGGACCCAGAAUACGGCACUCAAAUCGGUCUGGCCGAUGGUGUGCUGAGCCUUGCAGAUGGCACCAGUGCUCUGGUAGAAGCCGAGCAAUGGCUAGCCCAAUACACUAAAGGCCCUGCGAUGGUGAUCAGGGCGGCGAAGCAGGUGGUGGUGUGUGGGAGAGAGCUCCCCCUAGAGGACGCUCUGAGGACUGAGAAAGACGUGUUCGGGACCGUGUGGGGUGGCCCGGCCAACCUUGCAGCUUUGGCCAGCAAGUCUAAACACAAGUGACCACAAGCAUGAGGACUUGUCAUGAACUUUAAAAAUGAAUUAAUGCUUUUGAGAUGCUCGCUCAAAUCAGUUUCUUAAUAAUAUAUGUUUGAUUAUUGCAUGUCCUUGAAUGUGAUGAACAAUAAACCACCAUGCCAAUUAUUUCAUGUUGAGGGAUGUUCAAAAAACAUUAAAGAUAUAUACAGUGA
Molecule: messenger RNA, 1285 nt
Organism: Sardina pilchardus (European sardine)
Lineage: Eukaryota; Metazoa; Chordata; Actinopteri; Clupeiformes; Clupeidae
Gene: echdc1
Product: enoyl CoA hydratase domain containing 1
Exons: 6
Coding region: 186-1097 (303 amino acids)
Biological process (GO): fatty acid beta-oxidation
Cellular component (GO): cytosol
Molecular function (GO): catalytic activity
Source: RefSeq, a predicted model, not a curated record